CGCAAACUGUAUGGGUAAUGAUGAAUGUCCAUUGACAUUAGAUGAUGCUGGCGGCGUUUUAGGACAUGCAUACUUUCCUGACUCUAGCGGCACCUGUAGAGAAAUCCAUUUAGAUAUAAAUGAACGCUGGUAUUUUGGAAAUAAUCCUAAUAUACCCAAAAAUCAAACUAGUUUUCUUAUGGUGUUGGUUCAUGAAAUUGGACAUGCCCUCGGCAUAGCACAUAGUGCUUCUCCGAAUGCUAUUAUGUUUGCCUUCUAUCAGCAUGAGAUUCGUGGUCUAGAUGUUGAUGAUAUAAAUGCAGUACAAUAUCUAUAUGGAAGAAAAAACAAAUAUGAUUCAAUCCCAACGUCUACCACCGCAUCAGCAAUACCAAAAACAACAACAACUAUAAGAUCUACAACUCAGUUUGCAGUAAGGGGGAGAAAUCUAGUCAUCAUGCUAAAACAAAUAGCGAGAAAACUGAUAAGCAUACAGAAAAGCAUAUUAGCUGCAGUCAUAGCAAAAUCGAGCAAAAGUAGUGAAAGAUAUAAAAGCGGAUCUCCUCAUAAAGGCAGUAGUAGCAAAGAGAAGGAUACGUCUAAGCAUACAUCUAGUAGACAUGACGAUGAACGAAAGCGCAAAAAAAUGGAUUUUACUGCAAGUUCAGAAUCAGAAUCAAACACAAAAGUCUACACUUCAAAUGAAUCUUUACUAUAA
Acanthoscelides obtectus is the source of this 697-nucleotide messenger RNA. Lineage: Eukaryota; Metazoa; Arthropoda; Insecta; Coleoptera; Chrysomelidae. The record is from the annotation of a GenBank genome assembly.